Molecule: messenger RNA, 966 nt
Organism: Aplosporella prunicola CBS 121167
Lineage: Eukaryota; Fungi; Ascomycota; Dothideomycetes; Botryosphaeriales; Aplosporellaceae
Exons: 2
Coding region: 1-966 (321 amino acids)
Source: RefSeq, a predicted model, not a curated record
AUGUCCUCAGCCGCCAACGUUCCACCCGGACAACCCUCCGCCCCACAACCAGCCUACCUCCCCGCACCGGGCAGCAUCCUGUUCCCGCCCACCGAGCUAUACUCGCGCAUCGCAUCAACCGCGACUACGCCCUCAGCGCGCGAGCCUCUCACUACUCUAACGAUCCCACCCCGCAGCGGCGCUGCCUGGCACGUCCCGGCAGGCAGCGUCUUCCGGCUCAGCACGCCCGAGGGCCCGCAGGUCGGUGACCUGAACAUCUGGAGCGCGGCGAACCCGCGCGAGCGCUUUUGGGCUAGCCGUACGCGCCAGCUGCACGCCAGCCAUGUCAGUAUUGGCGACCGCUUGUGGAGCUGCUUACCGUAUAUGCGGCCGUUGUGUGGCAUCGUGGCGGAUACGCUAGGAAGAGAGGGCAGAGGGCGCUGGGGCGAUGCUAAGGGCACCAGUAGAUGGGGUGGAAGGUGCCAUGAUUUGCUGGGGACGAGGUGUGACCCUUACGUAAAUAAGAUGCUCACUGGCCGCACGUACAACUACCACUGCCACUCGAACCUCGUGCGUGCCGUGCUCCCUCAUGGCCUCAACGAGUCUGAUGUCCACGAUGUUCUUAACGUGUUCCAGGUCACGGGUCUCAACGAGCGUGGACAGUACUUCAUGGAAGCUUCUCCCGCCCAGCCCGAUGACUACAUCGAGUUUUUCGCCGAGCAAGACCUGUUGUGUGCGUUGAGUACGUGUCCUGGAGGCGACCUUAGCGAGUGGGGUUGGGUCGGUGUCAAGGAGGGCGAGGGGCUGCUCGAUGAAGCUGAGGAGUCGAGGCGUAUGAGAAAAACUUGUCGUCCCAUUAACGUUGAAGUCUGGAGGAUUGCGGAUGAGGUCAAAGAGAAUGUGUUGAAAGGGUGGGAGCCGCCGAAUAUGAGUAAUUACUCGGGGAAGCAUGGGUUAGGAGUACCUAUGGGAGAGGGCAAAGCGUGA